Ectocarpus sp. CCAP 1310/34 is the source of this 1580-nucleotide messenger RNA. The record is from the annotation of a GenBank genome assembly. NCBI's taxonomy places the organism in Eukaryota, Phaeophyceae, Ectocarpales, Ectocarpaceae.
CAAGCCACCGUCGGGCGGGCAUUCCUUUAAACUUGGCGUCAAUCUGGCAGGCACGAAGCAGAAAUGUCGGAGAAGUCGGAGGAACUGAUGGACUUUGAAGAAGAGGAGGUGGAGAACGCGUCCCAGUCUUCACAGGGGGAGGACACAUCCCAGUCUUCCCCGGACCGUCGUGAAGUCUAUGGACAGGGCCUUCUUCGCGACAUCGAGGCGGCCCGCCCCAAGGCUCUGGCUGCAGCUUACCGCUCGGGCAGCAUCACCCUCCGGGACAUUGUGGACGCGGCCCGCCUUUCCUCCCCCCACCCCCUUGUGUAUUCACUGUUGACUUUGACCUAGACGAGGAGGAGUUCGUGGAGAUGUCCAACGAUGAAGCAGACGCGUGGACACAACUUCAGACCAUCUUCGACCAGCGGCUGUAGGCUGAGCUCGACCAGGCGGCGGAGGACGCGGAGCAACGGGCCCGAGAAGAGGAGGCCGCUCGGAAGGCUCGGGAGCUAACAGCUCAGCGGGAGAGGGAGGAAGAAGCUGCGCGGGCCGUGCAACGGGAGCGGGAGCGCGAGGAAGCGGAGAGGCGCGCGAUAGAACAGCGGCGAGCGGCCAGGAGGCAACUAUACAACGACACGGUGAAGGCUCGCCACGAGUUCGAAGAGAGGAGGAAUCGUCUUCGCCCCGUCGAGACUUCGGCCGCUCAGCCCCCCCCCCCCCCCCCCCCCCCCCCCCCCCCCCCCCCCCCCCCCCCCCCCCCCCCCCCCCCCCCCCCCCCCCCCCCCCCCCCCCCCCCCCCCCCCCCCCCCCCCCCCCCCCCCCCCCCCCCCCCCCCCCCCCCCCCCCCCCCCCCCCCCCCCCCCCCCCCCCCCCCCCCCCCCCCCCCCCCCCCCCCCCCCCCCCCCCCCCCCCCCCCCCCCCCCCCCCCCCCCCCCCCCCCCCCCCCCCCCCCCCCCCCCCCCCCCCCCCCCCCCCCCCCCCCCCCCCCCCCCCCCCCCCCCCCCCCCCCCCCCCCCCCCCCCCCCCCCCCCCCCCCCCCCCCCCCCCCCCCCCCCCCCCCCCCCCCCCCCCCCCCCCCCCCCCCCCCCCCCCCCCCCCCCCCCCCCCCCCCCCCCCCCCCCCCCCCCCCCCCCCCCCCCCCCCCCCCCCCCCCCCCCCCCCCCCCCCCCCCCCCCCCCCCCCCCCCCCCCCCCCCCCCCCCCCCCCCCCCCCCCCCCACGUACUGCCUGCCGCCUCUGCUCCUCGCCGGGUCGUCACCUCUCCGCGUUCGCCCAGCCCCGACGUGUCGCCGUCUCAGAAGGCAGCAUCGACGCAUCCACGACCUGCUACGAGCUUUGAGGUCACCCUCGACAACCCACGGUCAGCUGCCACAUCCCCGCUCUACUACCAAUUCCUUGCUGCCGACGUUGCCUUUCUCGGUCGCCCCCUCGAUACGCCAGCGGCAGACAUCUUCUUUCACCAAGAGGACGAACACGAGGCUCGCUGGAUUUUAUCGGCGGCACAGGGCACCGCCGGUCCUUCCUUCCCGGACUCCAGGGCGUCCUUCGCGUGCGUCUUCAAUGAUUGGUAUCUGGGAACACUCCCCCCCCCCCCCCGUG